AUGCUAGAUUUAGUGCGGGAGCACUCUUUAAGGAAGGCAAACCUUAAAGGAAAACCGAUCGAUAAUAGGCCUAACAAAAAUCAAAUCCAACCCAAAAGGAUCGCAUUCGCUAAUAUUAAGAUUAAAAAUAGGGACGGUGGUCGGAAAGAAGAUAAUGAGUUGGUUGAAGAGUGUAUUCGCUCUUUGGAAAUGCGGCUAGAAAUGAUGACCUCUAUGAUCUCGAGUGCUCUAAAACGUCACAUUUGUCACUAA
This is a messenger RNA of Penicillium longicatenatum, 252 nucleotides long. RefSeq lists its product as uncharacterized. The transcript is spliced from 2 exons. The record is from RefSeq and is a predicted model, not a curated record. NCBI's taxonomy places the organism in Eukaryota, Fungi, Ascomycota, Eurotiomycetes, Eurotiales, Aspergillaceae. The coding region runs from base 1 to 252 and encodes 83 amino acids.